AUGUACCGUGGCCGUGCCCGGCACGGCAACAGCCGCGACAAUGGACGGCAUGGUGAUUCGUUCGGAGCGGGACGACCGCCACACCCUCCUGGUCAAGCUGCGGGUGGGCUCCGGUACGACGACCCCCCGAUACAAGCCGUGAGUCCCGGAGUGGCCGGUGGUGGUCCUGGCCGCGCCCGGCACGAUCGCGACCAGCGCGGCCGGAGUUCUCGUUCACGUUCUUCCUCGCGGCACGGAGCGGCCGGCUGGCCCUCGGAACCGGGCGCUCCACGCCGUCGGUCUCGCAGCCCUGGUGGUCGUGAAUAUAACGGUCGCGGCCGCGGUGGCGGUAGCCGCACUCGUAGUCGAGGCGGCGGCGGCGAUUAUCGACGUGAUUCGAGCCGUGGUGGCAGCCAUGAGCGCAGUCGUGAGAAUUCUCCUGACCGUUAUCGAAAUUAUCGCGAGCGUCCACGGCCCCAUCGCAGAGAACCAACGAGUCAGACAUUGAUACUGGAGAACCUCCCCUAUGAGGUCUCGGAGAAAGACAUUCUCCUGGGCAUGGACCACGCUUCAGGAAAUCCCCGAAUGUCAACCGACCAGGUCCGAUUUGUGAGAAUCCGUAAUAACAAGAGAGGCGGUAAAAUCGCCUUUGUCGAGUUUUGGGGCCUUUCUGACGCCACUGACUUUUUCGAUCGCUUCUACCCAACUGUUUCUUUUCCCCUAAUAAAGUCCCGAGGCAUCGAUUCAGAACCCAUUCCUGUUGGGCUCAAUUACAGCAGGCCCCGAGAAGACAUGGGUCGCCACGAUCCGCGCGGUGACGACGGUGCUUGGAAUUGCCUCGAGUGCGGUAUCUCGAACUAUCCUCACCGAGCUGCGUGUUACAAGUGCAAAGUAGAGCGACCUGACGAUUGGACCAUGGGUGGCUACGGCGGCUAUGACGCCCACCCCUCUGGUGGAUUCAUCCUGACUGGCGAAACGGACCAAUGUCCUCAGCAAGCUCCGUCCCAGUUCAUCGUAAUCCGGGAUCUUGAGCCCUCCGUUACCGAGGAGGUUCUCGCCAAAGGCGUCGCGAAGCUUUUCCUGGACAAUGAACGGCCGCCCCCUAAGGAGCCAAAGCCAACCUCGAACAAACUCAAGUCAACUGCUCCGACCAACAGCACCGUCGGCCUUGGUGCUGCGCCGGGCUCUUUGCGUCGCGUUUUCCUGAUCCGUGACCGCCGGUCUAACGAAUCUUGGAGAUACGGAUUCGCAGAGUUUGCCACCGUCGAGGACGCCAGAGCUGCUGUCGCGAAGUUCAGGGCCUCGGCCAAGUUCACUAUCGCAUCAAAGCCGGUCAUGGUUGCCUUCAUUCAUUCGGGUGUAUUUGUCCCUGCAUUCGAUGCCCCGUCUCUGGAAAGCCCCGAGUUCACCUUCGCGCCUAUCUAUAAUCCCGACCUCCGUGUCAAGUACUGGGAUGAUCGCGCCUAUCCCAGCACACUCGUCGUCUCCAGCGGGCCCGAUCCUUCCAGCUCCAACCUGCCAGGAUCCAGCGGAGAUGCCGACAAGAACCCCGCUUCCUCCGGCGGCAAGGGUGGCCCCGCUUCUCAAGAUGCUUCAGGGAAGAAGGCGAAGAAGGACAAAGAUGCCCUCGCCAGCAAGAAAGCGUUGGCCAUGGCUCCUCAGAUGCAAAUGUGGGCAAAGAAGGCUGCAGAGUUGCACGGCACCCCGAAAGAACGGCGCGAUGAUGGACUGGGCAACUCCCUCACUGGUGGCCCUGCGAGUGCGUCUGGCCCCUCCGACCAGAAAGUGCCCGGUAGUGGACCGUCUCUAGAUGCACCGGAUUCCACGAAUCCGGUACACCCGCAUCCGAGAGACCAGUACGUGUCCUUCGCCGACUGGGACAACCUGGAAUGUCUUCUCUGCGGAAAGUUCAGGACCGACGAGGGGCUCAUUCACCACGAGGUCAGUACCCACGACUGCUUCAAGGAUGAGGCCGUGAAGGCGCAGGCGGCAAAGCUGCUUGCCGAUCGUGGGAAAGAGCCACGAAACAUCAUCCGACGCGUUCCCCGCCUCAAGCGCGACCCGCUCCCCGUCUACACCUCUUAUGCCGACCAGGACAAGCUCACCUGCUACAUCUGCAAACGGGAAUUCACGUGUGUCAACACCUUCCGGUACCACGAACGGGAGAGCGAGCUGCACAAACGAAACUUGGCCAUCCCCGGCAGAAUUGAGGAGGCCGUCGCCGAACUUGCCAAGGAAGGAUGGACGCCGGCCAAGAUGCAUCCCCUAGGCUACCACGGGCCCGUCCGUCCGCAGCCGACGACCCAGGGCUCGCAGUACCGCGACCGCGCCCUGGAGCGGCGCACGGUCUACAACCAGCCCAGCAAGCCGGCGGCGCAGCCGGCCAAGGGGGGCGGCGCCGGCGCCGGCGGCAACGAGGAGCCUGUGGCGGCGGCGCCGGCGGCGCAGCCGCCCAAGGAGUCCAAGGGCGCGGGCCUGCUGGCCAAGAUGGGCUGGGCGGCGGGCUCGGGCCUGGGCGCGCAGGGCGCGGGCCGCACCGAGGCGCUCAGCACGGAGCUGUACGCGCCCCGCGUCGGCCUCGGUGCCGAGGGCGGGCGGCUCGGCGACGCCGCAGAAGAGGCGGUGCGCAAGACCCGCAACGACUUUGGCGACUUUGUCGCAAAGACCAAGGACAAGGCGCGCGAGCGCUUCGAGAGGCUCGGGUAG
Phialemonium atrogriseum is the source of this 2685-nucleotide messenger RNA. RefSeq lists its product as uncharacterized. Gene Ontology annotation, cellular component: nucleus. Gene Ontology annotation, biological process: mRNA splicing, via spliceosome. The coding region runs from base 1 to 2685 and encodes 894 amino acids. NCBI's taxonomy places the organism in Eukaryota, Fungi, Ascomycota, Sordariomycetes, Cephalothecales, Cephalothecaceae. The transcript is spliced from 5 exons. The record is from RefSeq and is a predicted model, not a curated record. Gene Ontology annotation, molecular function: RNA binding.